Messenger RNA from Halichondria panicea, 2587 nucleotides. RefSeq lists its product as uncharacterized. The coding region runs from base 96 to 2402 and encodes 768 amino acids. NCBI's taxonomy places the organism in Eukaryota, Metazoa, Porifera, Demospongiae, Suberitida, Halichondriidae. The transcript has 14 exons. The record is from RefSeq and is a predicted model, not a curated record.
UUGACUUCCUAUUCCGCGAUCCGUACCGUACGUACGUACAUGGCAUGCUAAAAUUUUGAGAGCUAGCUAUAUAGCUCUAGUACAGUACAGUGACGAUGCCCACAGUUGGAUUGGAGGAAAACCCUAACACUGUCUCUGAAUCUUUUGGUGAAAGGGCUAGGGAGGACUUAACUGAAACAUCUGAUCUCCCUGAUGUCCAACUAAGUGAUGCUCCAAGUUUUCCCAGUUGUAAAAGUGACAAGAACUCAGUCUCAAAAUCCCAUUCUUCUGGAGACGAUGGCCUACUGGAUCCACACCGAUUCAAGAGUGCAUUUGUGCAGGCUGUGGAAGAGCUUCGGAUGAGAAGGACCAUAGAUGUGGAGAAUGACUGUCGUAUCAAGAAACUAGAAGAUAAUAAUCAUGACCUAAAGAAAAAAUUGGAGGACGAAAAAACUAGUAUUGGAACAUUAAUUGAGGGGCACUCUCAAAUUGAGCAGAAUCUAAGAUCAGAUUAUGGAGAGAAAGUUAAACAAACCGAAAAUGAAAAGGUUAAGACACGUAUCUUGGGAGAAAAUUGGGACUAUGAGCUCAAAUCUCUCAAGGAUAAGAUAAGAGCGCUACAUCUUGUAAAAUACAGUCUUGAAAAGAAGGUGACUGAACAAAAGAGGCAGCUCCAGCUUCAGUCCUCAUCCAGGGAUGGCUAUCUUUCACAGAUGAAUGAUCUGGAUGAAAAAUUUGGCGCAGUGCUCAAACAGGCUGACUUUAUCUCUGAGCAGAUGGAAAAACUGGAAGCAAAUGUGAAGGCUUCAAAAGAUCUCCACCUAAAGCUGCAGUAUGUCAAUGAGCACCGUACUUGUGAAUUGGAGGCGUACAAAACUAGGCUUGAAGAUUGCCGAGCGGAGCUUAUGGAAGAGACUUGCAUGAAGGUUGUUGAGGUACAUGCGCCAGAGUGCACGGAGGUAGUCACUACUCGGACAAAAGCAAUUGACCAGGAGCUAAAAAUGCAAACUGAAUUAAACAAGCAGCUACAAGAUCAAUUGUCAAGCCUAAGAAAGGAACACCAAGAUAUUUUACGACAGCUUAAAGAUGCUCAUUCACUAAUUGAGAAACAUGCACAGUCACUUACUACUGCCACAAAGAGUGAGGAAGAGUUGCGUAAAGAAACUACAUCACUCCAUGAGACGAUUGAUCACCUGACACAAGAAGUGGAUCAAUCUCACAAAGCUGAGCAGUCAAUUAAAGAGGAAUUAUCAAAGGAAAACGAGUACUGGUCGGCAAAAUAUUCAGAUAUCGAUGCUCGUCUGAAAUCGCUUCAAGAAGACUAUACAACUCAACAAGAAAACCAUUAUAAGGAAUUGGAAACAAAAGCAAACCAGCUGACAACAGUUGGAAAGUCUGUAGUCGAGCUCAAAGACGAAGUUGCUCAACUCCAAGAUCAACUAAUUACUGCCCGGGGAGAAGUGAGCUCUCUGAAGGAGCAAGUUCAUAGGAUUACAAUUGAUGCUCAGCGCACCCUCAGCCAACAUUCAGUGCAGAUCAGUAGUACUACUAGUGAGAGCUCCUACUCACCUAAAGUAACAAAUCGUCAUACUCCACUUACCUCAGUUCCCAAUUUGGGAAGCUCACCUGAAGUUACAAAUCGUCGUACUCCACUAACCUUGGUUGGAAGCUCACCUGACCUUCUUGGGUCACCAACCACACCCCUAAAUACAUCUAAUAAGGUGAUCAAAGGAGAAUGUGCUCAAUUAACUAGAAUAGAAGAGAUUCCUGUGUCUAUAAACACACAAGAAAGCGGUCAAAACAGUGAACUAAACAACAGUCUCACUCAAAUUAAGUCUUCACAGGGUGCAAAGAGGCCGAAGAUUGAUGAGGAAACUGAAUACCCUGCUAAGAAAAUUUGUGCUGACCCCGUAAAGCCAGAAGAUGAACAAAUCGUUGCAUACAUUAAUAAUCGGCAAGUGACACAAUUAGAAUUAUCAUCAGGGAAUAUGUGUAAUGAAGAAGCCUCAAAAAAUAUACAACCGUCCAUCACUUCACACCAAAUGAGUGUACCUGCUGAUUUACAAAAUACACUCCCUUGCUAUGAUCAACCUCGAGAAAUGUGUACCAAUGUCAUGAAAACUGAUUCUCCUCAAGCUGUAGAAACGACACAAGAACCCCCCUCAACCAACGAGAAACUAUCGCCCACCUCGAAUCAAAUGAUUGAAUCCCAAACUAUGUCCACAACUUGUGGCCAAUUGCAUUCCGAUGUGGCGCAAAAAGAACCUGGCCCUCUGCCCACUGUUGUACCUAUUUUGUUCUCAGAUGACGAUGAUGGUGCUGGUGAAGACAGCCUUUGGAACACACAACUUAACAUGCAAAUUGACAAGGUGCAGACGGUUCUGAAAUUGGACAAACUGAGGCGACCAAAGAAAAACAGUUAAACUCAUUCAUAACUAUCAUUAAUAUUAUGUAUGGUUUGCAUACUAACUAUCUAUCAUUAAUAAUCGUUAUUAUUAUGGGUUUGCAUACAAGCUAUAUACGUACACUGUAUAAUUAUUUUACUAUAAUUGAUACCAGUGCGAAAAGUGCUUCAAACUAUAAUUAUAUGCUAUGAUUUUAUCGUACA